Molecule: messenger RNA, 2036 nt
Organism: Branchiostoma floridae (Florida lancelet)
Lineage: Eukaryota; Metazoa; Chordata; Leptocardii; Amphioxiformes; Branchiostomatidae
Product: galactose-3-O-sulfotransferase 2-like
Exons: 4
Coding region: 502-1887 (461 amino acids)
Biological process (GO): glycolipid biosynthetic process
Cellular component (GO): membrane
Molecular function (GO): galactosylceramide sulfotransferase activity
Source: RefSeq, a predicted model, not a curated record
AACAACCUAGUCUCCUAGCAGACGUGUCAGCUGGAUGACAAAAGGGAAAAAUUUGGCCAAAUAGGGACAAAUAAGUUGUCAUGGGAUCUCAGUUUAUCGCCAGUCAGUCCACUCCUAGGCUAAUUAACUCCUAAUAUUACUUUUUUUUCCUAACUUGGCCGUAGUCCACUAGAGAAGAAGCCAGUUAAUUUAGUUGCACAACGGAUUUAAACGCACACUUCUGCUAACUGCACGGAACCUCAUAAUCCCAAACCGGUGCUGUCCAGCUAUAUAACUUCGCCUUUUUGCACCAGUUGGAUAAUUGCACGAAAUUCACUGGCAAACAGGUCGUGCAAUUAAGCGGCUUCUACUGUAUUACUAUUCGGCAAAACCGGAGCCUGGUAGAGACUACGAAAAAAACCUGCCCAUCAAGUCAGUCCUCAGGGACAACAAUUACCACCACACGUAGACGACUGAAAGAAAUGCGAUAGCGCAAGACAGCGGUCUUGGGGCGACAAUUCCAUGCGAAACUCCACAGAUAUCAUCAUGAAGAGUCCGAAGCGAACUCUUGGGAUCAUUCUCCUGGCCGUGGUCGGGUUCUUCACCUACACAACCUUCAACCGGCCGGUGGAGAAGAAGGGAACACCGAGCCGAAGUCGUGGCAAGACUGCCCACCAUCUUGAUAGCGAAUCCGUGAUUAGGUCCCACAAACAUCACCACCACAGGGACGAGGCUGACUACGAGAUUCAGCCACCGUUCGAGUGGGAAGAGUCGGAUAGGGACAACAGCACGAUGGAGUUCACAACUAAUCAUCCCACUACGGGACCUGAAAUUGACCACAUUGACCGGUGCAAGCCCCACCACAACAUUGCCUUCAUCAAGGUGCACAGGUGCGGGUCCUCCACCGUACAGAACAUCUUCCUGCGGUACGCCUACGGUCACGACCUGGUCGUCGGCCUUCCGCGCAUGCCCGAGUCGCCGUGGGUCGGGUGCAGGAGCGUCAUCAAGGACAGUGACGUCAUGGAGCUGUCGGAGGGGGUGAAGUGGAACAUCUUCGCCCACCACAGCACCUACAACAGGACCAACUUCGACCGCUUCAUGCACCCGGACACUCAGUUCGUGGGCAUUCUCAGAAAGCCCAUCAACCGCCUCAGGUCCGUGUUUUACGCCCUCCGGCUGGAGCAGUACUUCCCGGGUCUGGAGGGGAAGGAGAACGACACCGGCCUGAUGAUGUACCUCCGAGACCCCGCCCACUGGGACAACAAGUUCAGUCACCCCGCCACGUGCUUCGAGCAUGACGCAUGCGUCCAGGACUGCAUGGCCAAGGACUUAGGGCUGCCACCUGGCGAGCUGGACGGACAGGCCAUCGACACCUUCAUCCACAAGAUCGGGAGGGAUUUCUCCCUCAUCCUCAUCCUGGAGCACAUCAACCACUCGCUGGUCCUGCUGAAGAGGAGAAUGUGCUGGCAGAUGGAGGACAUCCUCUACUGGGUCGCGGACGAAGACGACAUGACCAACUACGAAGAGAAGGAACAUUUCACCGAGAAGAUGGUCGCCAAGUUCAAGAAGUCCAGCCGGAUCGACUACUACCUGUACGAACACUUUAACGCCUCCCUCUGGCGGCAGAUCGGCUUGGAGGGUCGUGACUUUCUGCAGGAGGUCUCGGAAUUCGAACGGAUCUUGAAGAUUGUGAACGAGCGCUGCCAGGAAGACGACGGUCAAUUCAAGAUCGUGCCAGCGACGGACUUUAGCAAGGAGAUCUAUCUAACCUGGAAUUUCUGUACGAAGCUUCGGUUUAACCGGUUAUCGUGGGAUGAGAACAUUAGAGGCAUGCAGCAGAUUCACUACGGGAAGGUAGAAUCGAAGAAAAGCUUUCAAGACCGUUGGGGUGACAUUAAAGAACACUAAACUAGUACAAUUUGAUUUAAUAGUAAAUCCUAUUUCACAACUUAGCAGUUUAUACACAUGCUUAAAUUAGAGUGCUGCAUUUGCAUAUGGUAGGUUGUUUACAAAAUGUCAAAUGUAUGAAAAUUGAAUACAAAAUGUCAUACUGUUAA